AUGGCCACGGCUAUGAUGGCUGCAGCCACCACCUCCUGCUCCCCGCGCCGCGCCGCGCCGCUCCUGAAGCCGGUGGCGUCCUCCUCCUCUUCCAGCAGCAGCUCGGCGCGGCCGCGGCGGCCCUUGGCGCAGCAGCUCCCGCGGCUGCUGGCGACGGCGGCGGCGGCAGUGGCAGUGGCGGCCGCGCCGCUCCCGGCGCUGGCGGAGCAGAUGGAGAAAGCCCAGCUGUUCGACUUCAACCUGACGCUCCCGGCGAUCGCGACCGAGUUCCUGCUGCUCAUGGUGGCGCUGGAUAAGCUCUACUUCACGCCGCUGGGCAUGUUCAUGGACGAGCGGGACGCCAAGAUCCGCGGCGAGCUCGGCGACGUCAAGGACGCCUCCGAGGAGGUGAAGCAGCUGGAGGAGCAGGCGGCCGCCAUCAUGAAGGCGGCGCGCGCCGAGAUCGCGGCGGCGCUCAACAAGAUGAAGAAGGAGACCACCGCGGAGCUGGAGGCCAAGCUGGAGGAGGGCCGCAGCCGCGUGGAGGCCGAGCUCGUCGAGGCGCUCGCCAACCUCGAGGCGCAGAAGGAGGAGGCCGUCAAGGCGCUCGACGCGCAGAUCGCCUCGCUCAGCGAUGAGAUCGUCAAGAAGGUGCUCCCAUCCGCGUGA
Messenger RNA from Miscanthus lutarioriparius, 648 nucleotides. Lineage: Eukaryota; Viridiplantae; Streptophyta; Magnoliopsida; Poales; Poaceae. The record is from the annotation of a GenBank genome assembly.